This is a messenger RNA of Galeopterus variegatus (Sunda flying lemur), 1858 nucleotides long. It is a transcript of the gene MRPL37, whose product is annotated as mitochondrial ribosomal protein L37. Gene Ontology annotation, cellular component: ribosome; mitochondrion. The transcript has 6 exons. The record is from RefSeq and is a predicted model, not a curated record. Gene Ontology annotation, biological process: translation. The coding region runs from base 906 to 1733 and encodes 275 amino acids. Lineage: Eukaryota; Metazoa; Chordata; Mammalia; Dermoptera; Cynocephalidae. Gene Ontology annotation, molecular function: structural constituent of ribosome.
UAUGUCCAUGAGACAAAAUAGUUCUGUACCCAGGAAAAGCCCAACCUUUCAGUACUAAGGCCAGAGAGAGGUUCAGAAGGUUUCAGAGAUAGAACAUCCUCAGUAUGACCCUUUUGACAAGUACAGCAGUAUGUUUCAUAGAACUGGUUCAUACAAACAUCUGUUUAUAAAAUAGCUCAUUUUAUAAUCACAGGGUUAGAUGAGAUGUGAAAAACUAUCUGUUUACAUGGUCUUAAAAUCAGGGCUCCUUCAGUUAUUCAUGAAGAUUCAGAAGUUAUUGCUAUUAUUUCCCAAAGCAACUGUCCCUUGAUAAGGCAGCAUGGGCUUAAUCCUGAGCCCACACCUAAUAAAUGAGGUAUAUUUUGUACACAGGCUUUUCUAGUUGUGGCGGGGGUGUGGGUUAAUAGAAAGGAUCUUAAGUGAAGGGUCGAGAUCCAUUGAUCUACUCCCAUAGUCUGGGGUCUAUCCACUGCCUGCAGGAUUCAGUCAUAUGAUCUCAGCUGUCUUAGCUGCUGUUUGAAUUCCUCCUGUGGCAGGCGCUCACUGCCCCAAUCAACUGUUAACCAUCCUGAAGUAGACAGUCAUUCCUGAAGUUGAGUUGAAAUCUGGCUCUCCUAGCUUAAACUCUUGGAAUUUGCUUCUGUCCCCUCAGGUGCCACAGAGCAGAUCCAGUCUCUUUCUUGAGAUACCCCUUUCCCCAAGAUGCUACCUGGCAGACAUAAGCAUCUCUUUCUGAAUCAUCUUCUUUUUUCCUUUUUGUGUUUUUGGCUGGUUACUCCCAAGGUGUAAAGCAGGCCCUCUGGCUUACCAAGACCAAGUUAAUAGAAGGCCUUCCUGAGAAAGUGCUUAGCCUUGUUGAAGAUCCUAGGAACCACAUAGAGAACCAAGACGAGCGCGUUCUCAACAUGAUCUCUCACGCCCGUCUCUGGCACUGCACUGAGGACAUCCCUAAGAGAGAGACCUACUGCCCAGUCAUUGUGGACAGUCUGAUACAGCUGUGUAAAUCCCAGAUUAUCAAGCAUCCUUCCCUGGCCAGGCGGAUCUCUGCCCAAAACUACACUUUAUCCACCACCUGGAAUCGAGAGUCUAUUCUCCUUCAGGUUCGUGGUUCUAGCGGAGCCCGACUGAGUGCCAAGGAUCCUCUGCCCCCCAUCGCCUCCAGAGAGGAGGUUGAAGCUACUGAGAAUCAUGUUCUUGAGACCUUCUAUCCCAUAUCUCCCACUAUUGAUCUUCAGGAAUGCAAUGUUUAUGAUGUGAAGGAUGACACAGGAUUCCGGGAGGGUUAUCCUUACCCCUAUCCCCACACGCUGUAUUUCCUGGAGAAAGCCAAUUUAGCAUCCCACCGCUUUCGACCAGAUCAGCUUCGGGCCAAGAUGAUCCUGUUUGCUUUUGGCAAUGCUCUGGCUCAGGCCCGGCUCCUCUAUGGGAAUGACACCAGGGUCUUGGAGCAGCCAGUGGUUGUGCAAAGCGUGGGCACGGAUGGACGUGUCUUCCAGUUCCUGGUGUUUCAACUGAACACCACAGAUUUGGCCUCUGAUGAGGGUGUCAAGAAUUUGGUGUGGAUGGACUCAGACCAGCUCCUCUAUCAGCAUUUUUGGUGUCUCCCAGUGAUCAAAAAGAAGGUGCUUGUGGAACCUGUUGGGCCUGUUGAUUUCCAGCCAGAGACAUUCAGGAAGUUUUUAGCUUUGUAUUUGCACGGCGCUGUGAGAGCCGAGGACUGUCAUGAGGCCUGACCCCCUCACCCCUCUGCCACCGAAGAGCCUGCAUCCUGGGCAGUGCCUGGGGCCUGCUUGGAGCCUCAGCCCUCGCUUGGCCUGGUCAUCUCACUGACAAUAAAGAGUGCUUGCCUUGCGCUGGA